This is a messenger RNA of Triticum dicoccoides, 1510 nucleotides long. RefSeq names its product heavy metal-associated isoprenylated plant protein 7-like. Lineage: Eukaryota; Viridiplantae; Streptophyta; Magnoliopsida; Poales; Poaceae. The transcript has 5 exons. The record is from RefSeq and is a predicted model, not a curated record. Gene Ontology annotation, molecular function: metal ion binding. Bases 128 to 1192 code for a protein of 354 amino acids.
UGAGGCCACCCCCUCCACCCCACUGCCAGUCUUGUAGCGAGCGACACACCCACAGGGAGCCGCAGAGAGCCACCACCACCACCCAACGCCACCAGAGAAGGGGCAGAGGACAGGAGGGACGCGCGCCAUGGGUGAGGAGGAGAAGAAGCCCAAGGAGGAGGAGAAGCCCAAGGAGGAGGAGCCGAAGGAGGAGGAGAAGCCCAAGGAGGGGGAGGAGGAGAAGCCCAAGGACGACAAGCCCAAGGAGGGGGAGGGCGAGGGGGAGAAGCCCAAGGAGGAGGAGGCGGCGCCCCCGCCGCCGCCGCCGCCGCCGGAGGAGGUCGUGAUGCGCGUCUACAUGCACUGCGAGGGCUGCGCCAGGAAGGUCAAGAAGAUCCUCAAGAGAUUCGAUGGGGUAGAGGACGUCAUUGCUGACUCCAAGGCACACAAGGUGGUUGUGAAGGGAAAGAAGGCUGCCGCCGACCCGAUGAAGGUGGUGGAGCGUGUUCAGAAGAAGACGGGCCGCAAGGUGGAGCUCCUCUCGCCGUUACCGCCGCCGCCGGAGGAGAAGAAGGAAGAGGAGAAGAGGGAGGAACCUGAGCCGCCGAAACCUGAAGAGAAGAAGGAGCCAACGGUGAUCUCCGUGGUGCUGAAGGUGCACAUGCACUGCGAGGCCUGCGCGCAGGCGAUAAAGAAGAGGAUCGAAAAGAUGAAAGGAGUGCAAUCUGCAGACCCAGACCUGAAGGCGUCUGAAGUGACGGUGAAGGGCGUGUUUGAGGAGGUCAAGCUGGCUGAGUACGUGCACAAGCGCACCGGCAGGCAUGCGGCCAUUAUCAAGUCCGAGCCGGUUGCCCCGGCCGAGAAGGCCGGCGAAGGCGACGCCAAGGAUGAGAAGAAGGCAGCCGAAGGCGGCGAAGAGAAGAAGGACGACAAGGAGGAGAAGAAGGACGACAAGGAUGGCGCUGCAGACGAGAAGAAAGAGGAGAAAGACAAGGAGGAUGGCGGCGCCGGCGGCGAGGAGAAGGAGAAGGAGAAAGACCCCGGCGCCAUCGCCGCAGCCAACCUCUACAUGCACUACCCGCAGUUCGCGUUCCCGGGAGGGUACUACCCGCCGAGGCCGGGGUACGCCGCCUACCCUCCGCUGCCGGCCUACCCGCCGUACCCGCCGCAGAUCUUCAGCGACGAGAACCCGAACGCCUGCUCCGUCAUGUAAAAAAGGUUAGAACCUUGGUGGUCUAGAGUGGAAAACAAAUAAGAAGGGGAGAAGGGACUGCAUGAGUUGAGGGGUGCCAUGGCAGCAAAAAUGCCCUCGAGCAAAGCAAAUGGCAGCAGCUUGAAGAAAGUACCAGGCUUUUUUGCGGUCAGGUUUUCCUUUUUUUUGAACCUUUUAUGUUUUUACCGUCUGGUAUAAAGUAAGUCUGGACUUCCUUGUCAGUUGAUGGAUGUUUUCAUCUUAUGUAGAUUUUUCUUUUUGCCUUGUACCGAACUUAUGUAAAAACUGUUAUUAUAGUAUAGUAAUUCUCUCCAUCUC